AUGAACAACGUCGGUACAGGUUUCAAACUUGUACCCGACAGUACUUCUGGUGCAGCGGCGGGCAACAUUGGCUCAGCGUCUUUCCUCGACUCAUCUUUCAACAAUGUUAAGACAGUGGUACAGAUUUCACCUCCCACUUCGACGGUCGGGUCAGGCAGUACCGGUCUCAUCCUCGCAAAUAUCAAGCUUUCAGGUGUGGGUACUACCGUCGCCGAUACAGGAGGAAAGACAAUAUUGGCCGGAUCCUCAUCCAAGAUCGACGAAUGGGCCAUGGGCCCAGUCUACAAAGGCUCGGCUGAUAAGAAAGACCGCAAGUUCACCACAGGAGAGAAGGUCGGAAGUUUCCGUCGUCAUUCAACACUUGUCGAUAACGAUGGGGCGUACUUUGAGCGUCCCAAGCCUCAGUACGAAGACCGUUCAGUGGGCGACUUCGUGCACAUUAAGGACCUUGGAGCCAAAGGCGACGGUAUCACUGACGACACGGCGGCGUUCCAAGCUGCACUGUAUGCGAGUCUGGGAAGAAUACUUUUCGUAGAUGCUGGCUCUUACAUACUCACGUCGACAGUGACGGUUCCCAGUGGCUCCAAGAUUGUUGGCGAAACAUGGUCUCAGUUGGUUGCUUCUGGGUCUUACUUCGAAGAUGCGCUCCAUCCCAAGGUGCUGCUCAAGGUCGGUACCAACGGCCAAGUAGGAGAUGUAGAGAUGCAGGACCUGUUCUUCACCACAGUCGGGGCAACGGCUGGAGCCAUCCUGGUCGAGUGGAAUCUGAAAGCAUCGAGCGCUGGAUCGGCUGCGCUGUGGGAUUGCCACGCACGUGUUGGAGGCGCCACCGGGACCAAGUUGACGCCAAAGGAAUGCCCACCAGUCACCAGUGGUGUUGAUCAAGGCUGCAGUGCCGCGAGCUUGAUGUUUCACCUGACGUCGUCUGGCUCCGCGUAUCUCGAAAACGCGUGGUUCUGGGUCGCAGAUCACAUGAUUGAUGAUCCCGAUCUCGAAAGCGGUGCCAAUAACAUGGUACAAAAUUCGGUCUAUGUUGCGCGUGGCUUCUUGGCCGAAAGCACCGAGCCGACAUGGCUUUACGGUGUUGCAUCCGAGCAUGCUGUAUUUUAUCAGUUCAACUUUCACCGAGCCCAAAACAUCUUCGCGAGUUUACUCCAGACAGAGUCACCAUACUAUCAACCCACGCCAUCUCCACCCACUCCCUUCAAGUCCGCUCUUGGCGUCUUUUCAGGUGACCCAACAUACGAAUGUGCGGCUGGCGAUGAGUUCAGUGGGUGUGACGAGUCGUGGGCGAUCAUAAUGCGAGAAUCGCAGAAUGUCUUCAUCGCAAGCGCGGGCCUAUACUCGUGGUUUUCGACGUACGCGCAGACCUGCAUCGACCAGCAACUAUGCCAGAAAGCCCUGCUUUUGCUUGAAAAGAACUUCUCCAAUGUCAGGAUUCAGCACCUCGUUACCAUCGGCGCCAAGUAUAUGGCAGUCAUGGAUGGCAAGGGCAUACUAGCCAAGGAUAAUCUCAAUGUCGAUUCCCACCCCUUCUGGUCGCAGAUAUCUGUGUUGGAUGUCAGCAGCAAUGGCUCCAUGUACGACGAGUACAUCUGGAUUCCCCCGUGGACCCGUGCUACAAGCACACUGAACUAUCCACUGAUCACCGUCAGCGAUGGCGAAUGGACGAGCACCAUCACGAAACCGCCCAUGACGAUAUCGGAGUGGGUGUUUGAGCCAGUGACACUGACUGGACAAGCCGUCAACCAGAAGCGCCAGGGCUUCGAGGCUUUUUGGCCCAAAACCGCGACCACACCCCACUGGCCUUCGGUGAUCUACGCCGGUCCAGAUGGUGAUUCUACCACAGUAGGGCCUAAGAUAUCCUUUCCAAAGCCACCUCAAUCCAUCGGUCCCAAUGCGCAGCCUCCACCGACGGGUAGCUGGCCCAAGAGGCAAAUUCAGCCUAUCAUUGGUCAGAUCGAGGAGCCGUUGGUCAAGGAGUGUGGCUUCAUAGACUGGGUUUGCUUCACCGAACCAUGGAUCUUCGGCGACAACAACACCAACUCGGAUGGGGAUAACGGCGAUUUCGGCGAAAACUGGGAAGACAGCUGGGUCGUAUGUCCAAUACCGAGCAGUUCCUCGUCUAGUUCGACCUCUUCCAGGACGUCGACGAAAACGACAACAAGUGAAGACCCGCCGGAGCCUACGGCGUCUCCGCGCGAAGGCGAUCCAAUGCAGAAUGAAGUCGACUGUUACGGUGGCCUGGAUCAGAAGACGGAGCAUACGCGCAUGGACAGCGCCAUCCACGACUUUUGCAUUGCGAUAGGUAGCUCGGGUGACGUCUUCAAGGAAAAUUACUUCAAGUCGUUAACUUACACAUUCUACCACAGCACGGGAACCGGUGUCCAAAUCCUCAUAUCGCUCAGCGUCGACCCAGGCUGCCAGUUCAAGUAUGACUACGACUUGUGCCACAAAUAUCUGGAGGUUCCUGUCAACAGCUGUCAAUGUGGGGGUGUGAACGGGAAGCAGGGUGGGUUUCUGAAUAACGACUGCUACGAGUGGAGGAUUGAUCCGCAAACGACGUUCUAA
This is a messenger RNA of Alternaria hordeiaustralica, 2571 nucleotides long. RefSeq lists its product as uncharacterized. Gene Ontology annotation, molecular function: polygalacturonase activity. The transcript is spliced from 4 exons. NCBI's taxonomy places the organism in Eukaryota, Fungi, Ascomycota, Dothideomycetes, Pleosporales, Pleosporaceae. The coding region runs from base 1 to 2571 and encodes 856 amino acids. The record is from RefSeq and is a predicted model, not a curated record.